GCGACUGCUGCUCUGAUCUGGAACUAUAAAACACGUGAGGAGUUGAAGGAGGCACUGGACGCGGAGCUGCGUGCAUUAACGUGGACAAAGAGUUGGGAGGGAAACACGACAUCUCCUGGAACCACACAGAGUUUGAGGUACACUACGAUAGUUUGCUUAGUGAGGUAAAGAUAGGGGAUUACUACCUAAGACUACUGUUAGAAGAGGACGAUAAGGUCUCCAAGAUUCACAAACCCUACGAGUUCUUCAACGACAUUUACCACCGGUUUCUACUGACUACUACUGUACAGAUGAGGUGUAUGUGUCUCCAGGCGAUGGGUGUGGUCUAUAAGAGAUAUUACGAAGAGAUAGGAACGUUCAAUGACACGCGCUACCUGGUCCACAUGUUAGACAAGUGUUCUGAUAGACAGGAGCGAGACAGGACUCUGCAAUUCAUGCACUCUCUUCUGAAGACGAAGAAGAACGUGAAGCUGUUGCUAGAUGCGGGGGGUAUAAAGAUAUUGAUAGACCUGGUCUCACUAGCACAUCUCCACACAUCGCGGGCUACUACCCCCUUCCAGAGUAUGUUUAUAGAAGCCGGCGGGGCUAUGCACGAGGAAAGAGAAUGGUACUAUGGCAACAAGGAGAAAGAGAGAUUCGGUCCGUACAGUCUGCGAGAGAUAGCCGAGUUUUGGGAGGAAGGAGUGCUCUCUGAACGAACCAAGUGUUGGGCACAAGGUCUGGACGGGUGGAGACCUCUCAGGUCAGUAGCACAGUUAAAGUGGACGCUACCUUGUAGCACUGGAGUAGCCCUGCUGAACGGAACCGAGCUGUCCACCCUCAUUCUGAACAUGCUCAUUGACAUCUGUAGCUUCUAUCCUAGCCGGGAGGAGGACGGAGGUAUUAUCCGACCCAUCCCUCGAGCGAAGAGGAUCCUAUCUGAGAACUGUUUGCCUCACUUAGUACAGCUCCUCCUGACAUUCGAGCCUGUUAUCGUCGAGAAGGUGGCAAUACUGCUAGAUAACAUAAUGGCAGAUAACCCAGCUCUCCCGCGACUUUAUCAGACUGGAGUGUUCUAUUUCAUCCUCAUGUACACAGGAAGCAACGUGAAGCCUAUAGCAACGUUCCUUCAGAACACGCACUUGAGACAAGCUUUCAGACAGGGUGACAGUGCUGACACUGCCAUCAACAGUAUUCUCUCUCCUCUGCUGCCUAGCGCGAUGAUCUACUUCCUAGAGAACCACGGUCCUGCUAAGUUCAGUGAAAUCUACCUGGGGGAGUUUGACACGCCUGAAGCUAUCUGGAUGAGUGAGAUGAGACGGACUAUGAUACAGAAGAUAGCUGUUCACUUAGGAGACUUCAAACCAAGGCUCAUGUGCAAUACUCGCGCACUUUAUCAG
Messenger RNA from Bolinopsis microptera, 1379 nucleotides. RefSeq names its product dnaJ homolog subfamily C member 13-like. Gene Ontology annotation, biological process: endosome organization; receptor-mediated endocytosis; regulation of early endosome to late endosome transport. Gene Ontology annotation, cellular component: endosome membrane. The record is from RefSeq and is a predicted model, not a curated record. Lineage: Eukaryota; Metazoa; Ctenophora; Tentaculata; Lobata; Bolinopsidae.